ACCUUUUCUUGAUGAUCUUUAUAAGCAGAAAGGCCUAAUGAACACCAAUUUAUGUUCCGUUUUCUCAAACACUGCCUUCAACGUUAAUAAAAAUAGUAAGAGGUUAGAAACUUCUGGCCCUGUUUUUUCAACUCCUUUUGAAAACGAAGGAAAUUUAUUCAUCGAGAAACCUCCGCUAGCAGAGUUUCGCCCUUUGAAUGUUAAUGACAAAAGACCAGCUCUAAAAUGGUUGUGGUCUUCUUUUAAUAAUCCUGCUAGAAACGACGAUGCUAAAUUUUUCCACUGGAUACGCGAGGAUCAAAAGGAUAGAGAAUACCCGUUUGCUGCUCUUAACGUGAAGAUUAACAAUAUUCCCACAUUAACGGAAAAGGAAUAUGAUGAAGUUAUUGCACCAAACUGUCCUACUUGGACAAAAGAUGAAACAUUUCAAUUAUUAGAACUUUGUCGUGUCUACGAUUGCCGUUUUCAAGUAAUUCAUGAUCGCUUUGUUCAGUUGCCUGGACAAAAUGCUAAGCUUUUAGAUGAAAUGAAGGAACAUUACUACCGCAUUUGUACCAUUUUGAACGCCAAGGAAAACGAUCAGAACAUCGAAGAGGCUCUUCAUUUGGUUCCUUUCGAUGCCGCUCACGAAUUAGCACGCAAACGGCAGCUGAGCUUGUUAAUGUCCAGAACUACUGAAGAAGUAGAAGAAGAAAAAUGGGUUCACGAUGAACUUAUGAAGAUCCUUUUGGAUCGUAAAACAGCCUCAGCAAAGGAGGCUAAACGGAAAAAAGAAAUUAAAGUGGCUGCAGUUACUGAAACUCCAGAAAACACAAUAAUUGUACACGACGAUGUUAUUUUAAAAAGCGCUAAGCAUUUUGCUCGCGCAGGACCGAGCGUGAAAGGUAAAGGGCCGGGCAUCUACUUGUCCAGCGCUCUGCUAUUCGCGCGGUUGCUAGCCGUCCCGAGUCGACACGUGAAGUCUACGACCGACAUCUACGCUGAAUUAGAGGUGGAUCCCCUGCGGUUUAUGCCUUCGGAGGCCGUUGCUAGCGAACUCGAGAGUUUGAAAAAGGAGAUUAUAAGUUUGCUUGAAUUAAGACGACUUGCAGAAAGACAGGAGCAGGAGAUUAAAGUUGUCUUGAAACGGACGGGUCCUUUGAGAAUGUAGGCAAAUUCUUAAGUA
Molecule: messenger RNA, 1165 nt
Organism: Zophobas morio
Lineage: Eukaryota; Metazoa; Arthropoda; Insecta; Coleoptera; Tenebrionidae
Product: DNA methyltransferase 1-associated protein 1-like
Exons: 9
Coding region: 38-1150 (370 amino acids)
Biological process (GO): negative regulation of transcription by RNA polymerase II; chromatin remodeling; DNA repair
Cellular component (GO): NuA4 histone acetyltransferase complex; Swr1 complex
Molecular function (GO): transcription corepressor activity
Source: RefSeq, a predicted model, not a curated record